GACCCUGUCUCAUUUUGAUCAUUCAAAUCCCUUCAAACAAAUCAAGCUUCCAUUAAUGGAGAACUCAUUAGCCACAGAGAGCUUCUCCUACAGCUGGCUUACACACACACCACCACCACCACCUCCCAACCUCAGACAAAUCGAAUACGACGACAACUUCCGCUUCAUCGUCCCUACAUCUCCCAAAUUUGUGAAUGCGGGCGACAUAUUCUCGGACGGGCAAAUCAUGCCUGUGUAUGCCACGGGAAAAUCACCGGGAACGGAGGCAGCCUCCGUUCCCGGCAGAAACCGUUAUUACAUCCUCGCCAAGUGGCGGAGAUCUUUGCACAAGUGGUUAUGGUACGUGCAUAAGAGACUACGUUGCUCGAGGAAGAGAAGCCGAGUCGAUGAUCUUCAACGGAAGGUGAUGAAUUUUGGUGAUUUUGAUUAUGGUGAUGAAUUUUGUUGUCUGAAAAUAGACAAGAGUCCGACUUCAAUGAGCCCAUGCCGCUCUAGUUGUGAUGUAGAUGACAACUCAAUCACGGAAGCUAUUCUCUAUUGCAAAAAAUCAAUAGAAAAAUAAGGAGAAUUGUGCAAGGAUUAAGAUAAUGCAUGCAUUGAGAAUUAGGGAUUCGAGAGAUUGAUAUAUUGUCGAUCCUAAUUUUAUUUUAUUAUGCGAUUGUGAAUACUAUUAACAGUAGUAGAAUAUGGAGUAUAUAUUUUGCUUUCCA
Messenger RNA from Salvia hispanica, 710 nucleotides. RefSeq lists its product as uncharacterized. The record is from RefSeq and is a predicted model, not a curated record. Lineage: Eukaryota; Viridiplantae; Streptophyta; Magnoliopsida; Lamiales; Lamiaceae.